AUGAGCCAGGAAAACCACAGUCCCCGAAGAUAUCGUCGUGGCUUUGAGUACAACGAUGCGGUUGUCAACUCAGCGUUGGCAGCAGCAGACCGCGAUCAGCAGGUACAACCAUCGCUGGCGGUGAGGACGGACGAAGUGGAGAAGAUGUUGUGGCAGCACUUCGAAAGCGUCGCCUGUUCCAUCGCCGAGCUCUAUCGCAGUCCUGAAUGGACCAGCUUUCAAAAAGCGGCUUCCGCUGCUACGCUCUUUUACAAAAAUAGCGUCGACGCGUUUCAGCGAGGAGUCGAUCUGGGUAUGAUGAUGGGUCGCCAUCUGCUGUACAAGGAAAUUUUCGCCUGGUUGCGCUGUUCACCGUCGUCGUUCGUUCAACUGAAAGAGUUAGAGAAUUUUCUGUUGCUGCGAGCGUUCUGCUCGAAACCGUUCGUCGUCGGCAGCGGCGGUGGCAACGGCGGCAGUACAGGGGUCAUUGGCGGUGAGGGCGACGCGAUGACUGCCGCCGUGGUCGGAGGUGCUGGCGGCGGCAGCUUGGGCAGGGUGGAGCCGACUGAGUCUCUGCACAUGUUCCACGAGGCGUUGAACACGCCGCAGGAUCUCAACAUCUUCUUUGAGGAAGCGUGCCAUAGAAACGGCAAACGUCGGUGCCCCCAGUCGAUCGAUGACGACGACGUUGUCAGCGAUGGGCGCUCGACCGACCACCAGCCGGUCAGUCGUCGUCGGUUCUCCUCCCGUCUGUCGCAGAAGUUGCCGUUGUUUUUUGUCGUCCAGCAGCACACGUUUUGA
Messenger RNA from Soboliphyme baturini, 780 nucleotides. Lineage: Eukaryota; Metazoa; Nematoda; Enoplea; Dioctophymatida; Soboliphymatidae. The record is from the annotation of a GenBank genome assembly.